Molecule: messenger RNA, 2871 nt
Organism: Alligator mississippiensis (American alligator)
Lineage: Eukaryota; Metazoa; Chordata; Crocodylia; Alligatoridae
Product: cationic amino acid transporter 2
Exons: 11
Biological process (GO): transmembrane transport; amino acid transport
Cellular component (GO): plasma membrane
Molecular function (GO): amino acid transmembrane transporter activity
Source: RefSeq, a predicted model, not a curated record
UUCCAGAUGCUUUCCCGGAGGAAGCCGAUUGCCCCCGGCAGCUCCGAGGGAUCUGCCCUCCGCCGCUGCCUCUCCACCCUGGACCUCGUGGCGCUGGGGGUGGGCAGCACGCUGGGGGCCGGGGUGUAUGUCCUGGCAGGGGAAGUGGCCAAAGCCAGCUCGGGGCCCAGCAUCAUCAUCUCUUUCCUGAUCGCAGCCCUGGUCUCCAUCCUGGCCGGGCUGUGCUACGCGGAGUUCGGGGCCCGCGUGCCGCUGACCGGCUCGGCGUAUCUCUACAGCUACGUGACGGUGGGCGAGCUGUGGGCGUUCGUGACCGGAUGGAACCUAUUGCUGUCCUAUGUCAUCGGGACCUCCAGUGUCGCCAGGGCCUGGAGCGCCACGUUCGAUGAGCUGCUUGGUAAGAAGAUGGGGAGCUUUUUCGGCACCUACCUGGCCAUGGGUUCUCCCGGGCUGGCCAAAUACCCGGACAUCUUUGCCGUCUGCCUCAUUGCUAUGCUGUCAGGGCUCCUUUCCUUUGGCGUGAAAGAGUCUACCACGGUCAACAAAGCCUUCACCGUCGUGAACGUGCUUGUCCUGGCAUUCGUGAUGGUGAGCGGCUUCAUCAAGGGGGACGUGAGGAACUGGCGGCUGAGUGUGGACGACCUGAGGAGGAUGGUGGUCCACGCAGCCAGUAACCAGUCCUUGGCAAGCAAUGGGACAUCAGCGUUCGGGGUUGGGGGCUUCAUGCCCUUUGGGUUCAGCGGGACGCUAGCCGGAGCCGCCACCUGCUUCUAUGCGUUCGUUGGGUUUGAUUGCAUUGCCACCACCGGGGAGGAAGUGAAGCACCCCCAGAAAUCCAUCCCGCUGGGCAUCGUCGUCUCCCUCCUGGUCUGCUUCCUGGCGUACUUCGGGGUCUCGGCCGCCCUGACGCUCAUGAUACCCUAUCACCUCUUGGACCCCCUGAGCCCCCUGCCAGCAGCUUUCGAGUACGUGGGCUGGAGCGCGGCCAAGUACGCGGUGGCCGUGGGCUCGCUGUGUGCCCUGACCACCAGCCUGCUGGGCUCCAUGUUCCCCAUGCCACGCAUCCUGUUUGCCAUGGCCAGAGACGGGCUCCUUUUCAAACCUCUGGCUAAAGUCAGCAGCCGCCAGAGCCCCGUGGUCGCCACCCUGGUGUCGGGGGCAGUGGCAGCUGUGAUGGCCUUCCUCUUUGACCUGAAAACCCUGGUGGACAUGAUGUCCAUCGGCACGCUGCUGGCUUACACCCUGGUCGCUGUCUGCGUCCUCCUCCUCAGGUAAAAGUACCAGCCUGCAUCUGACUCGCAGGACCCCCCGGAUGCCAAGGGGAUGGCCAGAAGGCUGCGGCUGGACUUGCUCCUCCGUCCACCCAUGCGUCCAACCCUGCGCUCCUACAGCCUGGUGUCCUGUGCCGUGACACUCAUCGCCCUGCUGGUGUGCACGGCGAGUGCCGUGACCGUGGCUGGGCAGCAGUGCCUGGUCUCUGGGGAAGCCUGGUGCAUCACUGGUCUGGUUCUCCCUCUCCUGGGGAUUUUGGGGGGGGCUCUCGUCAUCUGGAGGCAGCCUCAGAGCAAGAGGAAGACGUCCUUCAAGGUUCCCUGCCUGCCCUUCCUGCCUCUGCUCAGCCUCCUCGCCAACAGCUACCUGAUGGCCCAGCUGGGCACGGACACCUGGCUGGGGUACGCGGUGUGGAUGGUGAUCGGUUUCCUCAUCUACUUUGGCUACGGCAUCCGUCACAGCUCCGAGGGACGCAAGGCAGAGCCAGAAAGCGCAGCCGGCGAUGCAGCUGAUGAGAUUAGGAGGAAAAACUGAGUCUAGCAAGGCCGUGACUUGGGGCGAUGGCGUUGAACCCAGGCUACAGGGUCUUUAUAGGUGUGUUGGCUACAAAUGUCCAACUCGGGAUCCUUAAAAUUCUAGUUUAUUAGGCAGAUUGAAACACUGUAAUCAUAAACCUUGGGGCUGGUGCCCCCCGCCCCACACACACACACACACACAUGCACACACACAGUAGCAAGCUACAGUCAGGUAUACCUAUCCUACAAGCGCUGGAGUCUGUCGUUGAGGCUUCUUUCAGCGUGGUGUUAUCUUCCAGAAGGGGGUCGCCAGCUGGUCCUUCUGGCUGGACAGGUCUGGUCCAGUUGGAGAUCAAGAGGGCGCCACCGAGGGUCACUUUUCACUGCCUUUUAUCUGUCCCUGGUAGACUUUGGUGACUCCCCAGUUUUCUGGUUUGCCCAAUCCAGGGGUCAUUGACCCUCAUGGGACUUCCCCCCCUCGGUGGCUACUGGACAGCAUCUGUCAGCCCCAGGGGUUGUCCACAUGUACGUGCAGGUUUGGGAGUCCGUUGAUGAAUUUAGAAUAGGGCUCUGGGAGUGGUCGAUCUGGAGAUAUUCAGCCCCAAAGUUGGUCUCUGGUGUUGAUGAAGUCAGGCCAGGGCUUCUAGCCCUUGAUCAGUGAGGUUUAGAGAUUUCCCGGUUGUUACAUUGUCUUCUAUUGAGUUCAGCUUCCAGGUGAGAAUUGCUGCCUGCUUCCAUGUUACACAUUCAAUCACUGAUUCACUCACUCUUUCAGAGGCCAGCCUGAUACAGGGAAGGGCAGUUUGAUUCCUGCCCUUGUUAACAUUGUUACAAUAUAUAACUUACUCAAACACAUUUAGUUGCAAGUUGAAAGGUGAGGAGUAUAAAAUAUAAACUACAAAUGCCAUGGCACACAAAUAGAUAAAAAUACCAAAAUACAAGGGGAGACACAAAAUGCACACACACACAUUUUAAAACACAAUUCCUUAUCUUAAAGUGAAAGCAAGAGGAAGGAAGAAAGGUAGAAAAAGAGAAACAUAUCCAAAGAAGGGAGAGCAAAUGCAGGCAAGAGGAAAAGGGGGCU